CAUUUGGAGACUUGGAAGCUCUUCUUGCGGCCAGAAAGAUCUUCCAAGGAAAAGCCAAACUCACUGAAAAUCCUCAAUCCUUACUUUCUUACUCGCCCUGCUCUCCAUGGCAGAGAAAGUAGCUCCCUCGCUUCUUCUCUCAAACCCACCUCCAGCAAAACCCCAAUUUCCUAUCCAAACCCACAUCCACCAUCUGCCUAUGAUACCAGCUUCUCCACCCCCACCUAUAACUCCUCUUCUUCAGAACUUGCUCCUUAACAACCAACCCUCAAAUUCUCCAAAACCCAUUAAUCCAAGGACCCCAUCUAAUCAUUCACCUAGACCCCGAACCCGCAUAGGCAAGGCCCGUGACCCCAACCGUGGCAAGCCCUGGUCUCACCACCGUCUUUCUCCUCUAGGUCAGCAAGUUCUUAACUCUUUAAUUGACCCCUCUUUUGAAAGCGCCGAGUUAGAUAAAAUUUUGGGUCACUUAUUUGAGUACUAUCAGGAAGAAUCAAGCUCUAGUAGUGGUAAUGUUGAUAGUUUGUCUAUGGAUAUUUUAGGUAUAAUUAAGGGUUUAGGGUUUUACAAGAAAUGUGAUUUGGCAAUGAGUGUGUUUGAGUGGGUUCGGAAUAGAAAGGAUUGUGAAUUGGUUUUGAAUUGUUCUGUUGUAGCUGUGAUCAUUAGUAUGCUGGGUAAACAGGGUAAAGUUUCAGCAGCGGCUUCUUUGUUAAAUAAUCUGCGUAUAGAUGGGCUCGAUCUUGAUGUUUAUGCUUAUACUUCGUUGAUAACUGCUUAUGCUAGUAAUGGAAGGUACAGGGAUGCUGUUUUGGUGUUUCGGAAGAUGGAGGAAGAGGGGUGCAAACCGACUUUGAUAACUUAUAAUGUAAUUUUGAAUGUGUAUGGAAAAAUGGGUAUGCCCUGGAGUAAGAUUUCUGGUCUUGUUGAGGGAAUGAAGAGUGCUGGGAUUGCUCUAGAUGACUACACAUUUAACACUCUUAUAAGUUGUUGCAGACGAGGGUCUUUGUAUGAAGAAGCUGCUCAGGUUUUUGAGGAGAUGAAAUUGGCAGGUUUUUCACCUGAUAAGGUCACAUAUAAUGCUUUAUUGGAUGUUUAUGGGAAGUCUAGGCGGCCUAAGGAGGCUAUGGAGGUGUUAAGGGAAAUGGAAAGUAAUGGAUUCUCUCCUAGUAUUGUGACUUACAAUUCACUAAUAUCAGCUUAUGUGAGAGACUGUCUAUUGAGGGAAGCAAUGGAGCUUAAAGCCCAAAUGGUGGAAAAAGGGAUUGAGCCAGAUGUUUUCACAUAUACUACGCUCUUAUCAGGAUUUGAGAAGGCUGGGAAGGAUGAAUCUGCAAUGAGGGUUUUUGAGGAAAUGAGAGCUGCUGGUUGUAAGCCUAAUAUAUGUACUUUCAAUGCUUUAAUCAAGAUGCAUGGUAACAGGGGAAAGUUUGCUGAAAUGAUGAAGGUUUUUGAGGAGAUUAAAAUGUGCAAUUGUGUGCCAGAUAUUGUUACAUGGAAUACACUUUUGGCUGUGUUUGGACAAAAUGGGAUGGACUCAGAAGUGUCUGGGGUGUUCAAAGAGAUGAAGAGGGCUGGGUUUGUGCCUGAGAGGGACACUUUCAAUACACUAAUCAGUGCAUACAGCCGAUGUGGUUCUUUUGAACAAGCCAUGGCUGUAUAUAGAAGAAUGCUGGAAGCUGGGGUUGCUCCAGAUCUUUCUUCCUAUAAUGCUGUUUUGGCUGCAUUGGCUCGAGGAGGACUUUGGGAACAGUCUGAGAAAAUAUUUACCGAAAUGAAGGAUGUUUGUUGCAAGCCUAAUGAGCUCACAUACUGUUCUUUGCUUCAUGCUUAUGCCAAUGGCAAGGAGAUUGAGCGAAUGCGUGCUCUUGCUAAAGAGAUAUACUCUGGUGUAACUGAACCUGUUGCUGUUCUGUUGAAGACCCUUGUUUUAGUUAAUAGUAAAUGUGACCUCCUAAUGGAAACAGAGCAUGCGUUCAUGGAAUUGAGGAAAAAAGGCUCACCUGACUUAAGUACUCUUAAUGCCAUGAUUGCAAUAUAUGGCAGGAGGCAGAUGGUUGCCAAAGCCAAUGAAAUUUUGAACUUAAUGAAUGAGAGUGGAUUCAGUCCAAGCUUGGCAACUUAUAAUAGUUUGAUGUAUAUGCACAGCCGCUCAGAAAAUUUUCAGAAAUCAGAAGAAAUUUUAAAGGACAUCAUUGCCAAAGGAUUAAAGCCUGAUAUAAUAUCAUUCAAUACUGUUAUUUUUGCAUAUUGUCGAAAUGGUCGGAUGAAAGAGGCUUCACGGAUAUUCUCAGAAAUGAAGGAUUCUGGGCUUGUUCCAGACGUCAUUACAUAUAAUACAUUUGUUGCAAGUUAUGCAGCUGAUUCUAUGUUUGAGGAGGCUAUUGAUGUUGUUAAAUACAUGAUCAAGAAUGGCUGUAAGCGAAACCAGAAUACAUACAACUCAAUUGUAGAUGGUUACUGUAAACAUAAUCGUCGGGCUGAUGCAAGCAUGUUUGUUAGCAGCCUUCAUGAGCUUGAUCCACAUGUUUCCAAGGAGGAAGAAUGCAGGUUAUCUGAACGUAUAAUGAAGAAAUGGUCAUAGAUAAUUUUGUCUUGAAAUGAAAGGGCAGCUUGGUUGGCUUGCUUUUUUCCUCCAACACAUACGUGCAAAUGUAGAAUGAUGAUUCUACUAAGCUUUGACUAUCCAUUGGAUGAUAGAACAUUUUGCCAGCUCCAAUGCUGGAAUUAUAUGUUGCUCUUUUACACAGCAAACCUUUUUCUACCAUUGGAUUAUAGAAAGGGAAUAGAAGCAAAUGAUGUUUGUUCUGGACAAUUGAUAUCUGGAAGUUGUAAUUGACUUCAAUAGGAACUACACGUCCGCUAGGAUGCAGGUUCUUAUCUCUCAGGAAUGAAGCAAUUUUGAACUUGAAGCUUAUCUUGAGCAUAUCUCCUUUUUCCAGUAUUAAAAAGAUGAAAAGGAUCAUCAGCUGUUUCUAUGAGAUAUAUUUCUCUCCAUCUGGACUGGUAGGAUGUUGAUAACUUGAAUUAACUCUUGGGAUAGACAUUUAGAAUCAAUUUUGCAUUUUCAGAAGCAAGGAGAAUUGUCAAUUUUUCUUCAAAUUGCAUUGCAACAUCUCCACUCCUUGAAGAAGCUCGCGACUGCAGAGUGCAUUGGUUCACAAUUGAUGAGGAUGGUGCACAAACUGACCAUGAUGUCAUGUUCCCCUAGUCAUCAUGCUGCAAUCCAGACACUUAUGAUCAUGGAAUGUGUUAUCAACACCAACACUUAUAUGGUUGCAUCAUACUAGUAUAAUAGUGUGAAAUAAAGUGUCCAAUGGAUUAUGGUUGAAAAACUUGCCAUUCAGAUGAGUCGAGGCUAAAGAGGUUACAUCA
Hevea brasiliensis (rubber tree) is the source of this 3372-nucleotide messenger RNA. Its product is annotated as pentatricopeptide repeat-containing protein At5g02860. The record is from RefSeq and is a predicted model, not a curated record. The transcript is spliced from 6 exons. Gene Ontology annotation, molecular function: protein binding. Lineage: Eukaryota; Viridiplantae; Streptophyta; Magnoliopsida; Malpighiales; Euphorbiaceae. Bases 107 to 2581 code for a protein of 824 amino acids.